AGUUCAACCUGCAAUACCACCACGUGCAGUUCCUGUUUUAGCUCCGCCGGUGGUCCAAGAACUUCGCACCCAGUUACCGACCGCUGGUGCGGAUCUCGAAGAUCUUAUUCAUCUGCAGGGCCCGCUUACCGAGGAUGCAGUAAUGAAAUGCCUUCAGGCGAGGUUCGCCGCUUCCAAUUUCUAUACGAACGUUGGGCCGAUCUUGCUGUGCGUCAACGCUUACCGAGACGUCGGCAAUUCCCUCACGUUGAACAGUACCAGGAGCUUGCCUUUAAGUCCCCAACUCAACAAAGUGGUUCAGGAAGCUGUACGUCAACAGUCGGAAACGGGUUACCCGCAAGCUAUUAUCCUUUCAGGUACGAGCGGUUCGGGCAAGAGCCAUGCCUCUAUGUUAUUAUUGCGACAACUUUUUGCCGUGGCCGGCGGUGGACCCGAGACCGAUGCCUUUAAGCACUUAGCCGCCGCGUUUACCGUCCUAAGAUCUUUGGGAUCGGCUAAGACGGCAACGAAUUCCGAAUCGAGCAGAAUAGGCCAAUUUAUCGAGGUGCAAGUGACCGAUGGCGCACUUUAUCGUACUAAAAUUCACUGUUACUUCCUAGAUCAGACGCGAGUCAUCAGACCGCUUCCAGGCGAGAAGAACUACCACAUAUUUUACCAAAUACUUGCCGGAUUAUCGAGCGAAGAACGUGCGAAGUUAAAUCUCGAAGGUUGUUCGCCGUCUACGUUGAGAUAUUUACAACACGGCGAUACAAGACAGGAUGUGACCGAAGAUUCUUUAAGGUUCCAGGCGUGGAAGACGUGCCUGGGGGUUUUGGGAAUUCCUUUUCUGGACGUGGUCAGAGUGCUGGCGGCGGUGCUGCUUUUGGGGAACGUGCAAUUUAUUGAUGGGAACGGUUUGGAGGUCGACGUGAAGGGCGAAACGGAAUUGAAUGCGGUCGCCGGUUUGCUUGGAGUUUCCGGUGCGGCGCUAUUCAGGGGACUCACCACCCGUACGCACAACGCGCGAGGGCAACUUGUCAAAUCGGUCUGUGACGCGAAUAUGUCGAAUAUGACCCGAGACUGUUUGGCCAAGGCGCUUUACUGUCGGACGGUGGCGACAAUUGUUAGAAGAGCGAAUAGUCUGAAGCGGCUAGGUUCCACCCUAGGCACUUUAAGUUCGGAUUCCAACGAGUCCGUUCACAACCAGGCCGAGAUUGCAAGUCAGCACGCUUCGACAAUAGGGGGUGGAACCAACGCCGGCAGCAAGUCUAUGGCAGCGUUAAACAAUGCGGUCAAACACGCUACGGAUGGAUUUAUUGGAAUUUUAGAUAUGUUCGGAUUCGAAGAUCCGAAACCGAGCCAGUUGGAGCAUUUAUGCAUUAAUUUAUGCGCGGAAACAAUGCAGCACUUUUACAAUACCCACAUUUUCAAAUCGAGCAUAGAAUCUUGUCGUGACGAAGGCAUUAAUUGCGAAGUCGAGGUGGAUUACGUCGAUAACGUACCGUGCAUCGAUUUAAUAUCGUCGCUUAGAACGGGAUUGUUGAGUAUGCUGGACGUCGAAUGCUCAAUAAGAGGCACGGCCGAAUCGUACGUAUCGAAAAUGAAAAUACAGCACAAGCACAACUCUCGUCUCUUCGACCCUAAAUCCCUAGAAUCGCGUUUAUUUGGAAUACAACACUUCGCCGGUCGUGUUAUUUACGACGCCAGCGGGUUUCUCGACACUAACAAAGAUGUUGUUCCAGAUGACCUCGUUGCCGUCUUCUAUAAGCAUAACUGUAACUUCGGUUUUGCAACUCAUUUAUUUGGAAGCGAACUCAAAGCUCUUUAUUCUAUUGAAAAUGUCCCCCGCGGCAUUAGUUUUAGAAUAUCACCAACCUCACACACGGAUUUACUCAACGGCGACGAACCGGUCUCCACGCUGACGCAAGAUUUUCAUACACGACUUGAUAAUUUAUUAAGAACUCUGGUACACGCGAGGCCUCAUUUCGUGCGUUGCAUUAGAAGUAACUCCCAAGAAUCUUCGAAUAGAUUCGAACGUACGACGGUUAUGCGACAAAUUCGAUCUCUGCAGAUUUUGGAAACGGUCAAUCUGAUGGCCGGCGGCUUUCCGCACCGAAUGCGAUUUAAGGCUUUCAAUACGAGGUACAGGCUACUCGCGCCCUUCCCUCGGUUGCAAAGAACCGAGGAGAAACUAAUGGAAGACUGUAAUUUAAUCUUAGAACACGUCAUCGAGUUAAUGUCCAAAGAGCAAAACGUCCAUGUUGCCACGAACUGGGCGAUCGGCAAGCGACACAUAUUCCUAAGCGAAAACAUAAGGCAACACCUGGAGAAGCUUCGAACGGAAACGCGCCAGAAGUCGGCAGUUUUGAUACAGGCCACUUGGCGCGGUUACAGAUUUCGGUGCAGAUGGGCGACCAUUCGAAGAGAAAAGGAAUUGCAAACCUCCACGAUUAACCAGUCGACGAUUACCCGCGCCACUAACAACGGGGCAAGACCGAGACCGCAACCGAUAGCCGGCACACCGCCCCCAGAUCCAAACGAGAAAUGUGAUAAUAAAAUUAUUCAGCAAACGUGUAACCUGUUCGGCUUGGAUGGAGCGGCCGCCUCCCGUUCCGCCGAGUAGAUCGUACACUGUCGCGGGCAACACCAAAUUGGGCUACCCCCAAACCCGCAUCAUGAAGAUGACCUACCCCGAGGAUGGGGGAGGAGACGGCGCCGUCCUGUUGAAAGGUGAGCCGGUACUCGUAGUCGGAGCUUCCC
Photinus pyralis (common eastern firefly) is the source of this 2739-nucleotide messenger RNA. It is a transcript of the gene dachs, whose product is annotated as unconventional myosin-IXb. Gene Ontology annotation, molecular function: cytoskeletal motor activity; actin filament binding; ATP binding. Lineage: Eukaryota; Metazoa; Arthropoda; Insecta; Coleoptera; Lampyridae. The record is from RefSeq and is a predicted model, not a curated record. Gene Ontology annotation, biological process: vesicle transport along actin filament; actin filament organization. Gene Ontology annotation, cellular component: vesicle; cytoplasm; actin cytoskeleton.